Messenger RNA from Peronospora matthiolae, 723 nucleotides. NCBI's taxonomy places the organism in Eukaryota, Oomycota, Peronosporomycetes, Peronosporales, Peronosporaceae. The record is from the annotation of a GenBank genome assembly.
AUGCGAUCCUUACACUUCUUCACGCUCUCGAUCAGCGGUGUGCUACUCAUCAUUGCUGGACUGUCCUCAGGACUCGGGCGCCCGGUGCCUGGCGCAGACUCAGUCGAGUACGAGACUCUCAAGGAACAGCUAAGCAAACAUUCCGCUGACGACAAAUAUAAAGAAGAACGGGCGUUUUUUCUCGAAAGAAUAGUUGGUGUGCUGCGGAAUAUACUCAAGUCGGUCCAAACUAAUGUUGAUGAAAUCCUACCACAUUCGUUGCAUCCGAACACGAUCGAGUAUCGCGAGUGGAAAGAGACAGCCGAACCGAUGAUAUCCGCCUACGUUCAAAAGUAUCCAGACAGACACGCUCGCAGUCUCAUCGUGCGCAAGAAAUGGCUAGUGGACACUUUGUAUGCAGAUCCACGUUUCAUGUCGAUUAUUACCAGUCAUGAAGCGAUGAUGAAACAGUACCCGUUUGCAGAGCAAUUUUUGUCGCUGCAAGAGAAACAUGGCGAAGUAAACGCAGCGCUUCUUAUCUUCCUGAGCAGUCGUAAUCUACCCGAAGAUAAGGUGUGGCAAGAUCUCAAACUGGCACAGUACGACUACUGGAUUUUAAACCGACAAAAUCCUGAAGACGUACUAGUGGGUGCUGCGAAACAUGGCGGUGGAAUCGGCCUCGUCGCAGAAGAUAUGGUACUCGACUACGAAAAGUACAUUCUGCACGUGCUAAAACUUCUUUAA